Molecule: messenger RNA, 2631 nt
Organism: Oldenlandia corymbosa var. corymbosa
Lineage: Eukaryota; Viridiplantae; Streptophyta; Magnoliopsida; Gentianales; Rubiaceae
Source: the annotation of a GenBank genome assembly
AUGGAAGCCAAUUCUACGUCAACUUCCUCGAGACGGAGACGAUUCAGGCCCAGAGAUCAAAGCAGCAAUCUUCAAGAAGAACUCAUGAUCAUAGCCAAUCCGGUAAAUAAUACUAAUGAAGACUCACUACUGGAAGGAGGCAUAAGCAAUAAAGCAAAUGAAGACACCAUUGAUGACUCUUAUUCCUCUGUUUCCAGUCAUUUCGAGGAUGAACCCGAGUUGGAAUCCAUGACUGCUAAGGGGAUUCAGAAUCUAUGUUCAGAACUGCUCGAGUUGAAAGAUGAAUCCGCUGAAGAUUUCAAGAUGAGCAUAUGUUCUAAUUAUUCAGUCUUUCUUGGAAUAUUUGGACAGAUGCGAGGCCUGGAAAGCGAGUUGAUGCAGCUGAAAUCGCAGGCUUCGACACAGAAGCGGGUGAUUCAAGAGCUUGCAAGGACUGUUCCUUUGACGGUUUUGUCUGAGGAGAUUAUGGAAACGGUAUUUGAGGAAUCUUGUGAUGAUCGCCCGGAUUCAAGCAAUUUGGAAGCUCACACUGAUGAUGUUUUAGAAAUCCUGGAUUUACUAAUUUCAGAGAAUAGAUUGGAUGAAGCUCUUUCUGUAUUGGAGAUGGAAGACAGGGCUUUGGAGAGUAUGAGAUUCAGGGAAAGCUUCUCUGUGGAAGAAAUGAAGGCUUACGAUUCUGCAAUUGCACAGAAAAGGGCUUUGCUUGCAGAUCACUUAACACAAUUGGCUAAAAAUCCCAGAGUUUCAGCGCCGGAAUUGCAGCAAGCAUUGAUUGGACUUUGCAAGCUUGGUAAUGCUCAUCUUGCAUUGCACCUGCUUCUUGAUUACUACAGUGCACGCAUUGCGAAAAGGAUGCAAGAUUUCAAUUCCUCAAUAGCAUUUCAGAAUGGACUGACCACUCGAGAAGUUGCAAAAUACGUGUUCUCCAUGAUCUCUCAAGCGGCGAGAUGUUUUCUAGGGUUACACGGAGAAGGUACUAUAUACGCUCCGGAGCUAGUUCAAUGGAGCGAGGCAAAAACUGAAGUUUUCGCUGCUAUACUGACAAAAUAUGUCGAGUCCACAUCAGAGAUAAGUGGAGGACUGUCUGCCGUGGUAGACGCGUUUCAGUGUGCAUUGUCAUACUGUUCCUUGUUAGAGGAUCAAAAGCUAUUCCUGAGGUCAUCUUUGAUGAAUCACAUUAGCCCUUGUAUUGAACAGAUUCUACACAGACAAGUCGAUCAUUACAAAAAAGUGAUAUGUAUUUUCACCUCAACGGAUACUUGGAUUAUCGGAAGAUAUCUUGUAUCAGGUGUCUUAAGCAAAGCAACCCCGCGUCUGGAUGUGCAUGAGAAACCAGAAUACUGCUUGCUCACUAACAGCGGAAGAAAAUUUUUAACCUUGUUUCAGGAUAUUCUAGAUGAUUGCUCUCCCUUAGUUGCUCUUCAGCUAGAAGUUGUUCUUCUCAAAGAACUGAAGGAACUCUUUGAGGAAUAUAUUACUAUUCUUGAAGCAGCUCUAACUUCUGAUGAGAGUCCGAUAGAGCUAACUGGAUCAAGGAUUCACCCAGCUGACUCUCUGAUACAAGGAGUUUCUGUUAUAGCUAAUUUAUCCACUAUAAUGGAAUUAUUCUCCAAUGUCAUCAGAAGUGUGUUUGGAAACAUUGACCACUUAAAGUUUGAGAUUGACAGUUACUUACAGUUCAACCAAGAAACACAUGCUCGAUUCAAAGCACAAUUUAUCCAGAAAUUUAUACAAAAACUAUUCUCUUGCGAAUCAGACAAAAUACAUCUUACUGAGAGCUGCAUCAGUCUGCAGAGUGAUUCUGAUGGUUGGAAUCUAGGUCCUUCCAUGCCUUACCAGGCAUUUUAUCUGGAGCUGAGAAAAUUAAAGAAGUUUGCUGAAGGUAGUUACAUUGAAGUUAAUUGGUUAGAGGAUCUACUCAGGGAGCUGAUAGAGGAGAUAUUUGUCUGGAUUUCAAACGAAGGAGGAUCUUUUUCGGCCACUGAAGCACUUUUUGAGGAACAAAACUGCAGUCGCUUGAUGCAGUUCAUCCUAGAUAUCCAGUUCCUGGAGGAAAUUGCCAGAAAUGGUGGAUCUAUAUCAGAUAAUAUGAUAAACACAUCCACAAAUAUUUUAGCUCAAAUAGAAUCCAGCCUUCCUUCUGCACAGUUCAGCCUUGACAGAUAUGCUACGGGUCGAAGGUUGGCCAAGGAUGCUGCUAUACUGGCUAUUCAAAAGCUGGAAGAAUUUGAUGAAAAAGAAUCAACCACUCUUGAAAUUGCAGACAAUUUCAAAUAUGACACGAAAGAGAGCGAAUCUACAAAUGCUUCGGAUAUGUGUGAAGAUGAUCAAGACAACGAGACACAUUCGAAACAUUCUUCUGAGUCACCAAAGAAGGACUUGCCAGUCUCAGAUACCCCUGCAGAAGGAGACACCUCUGAUGAAUGUUGUUUCGUUGAUUGCUUUGAGGCCAUGAAAGAAAGUUCGAGUACUGAAGUCAGCGGAGAUGAAACUAACUUCGAGAAAGCAACUAUCAAUAGUCUGCAUGAGAUGCUUCUUGCUGAAAACUUUGUGGAAGAACCUCCAGAGGACCCGAUCAGCAAUUCUUGCGAAAAUACCACUCAGGACGGCCAAAAUUUAAGCAGUUUCUAA